Molecule: messenger RNA, 2106 nt
Organism: Octodon degus (degu)
Lineage: Eukaryota; Metazoa; Chordata; Mammalia; Rodentia; Octodontidae
Gene: Bin2
Product: bridging integrator 2
Exons: 13
Coding region: 44-1555 (503 amino acids)
Biological process (GO): phagocytosis, engulfment; podosome assembly; plasma membrane tubulation
Cellular component (GO): phagocytic cup; podosome; plasma membrane
Molecular function (GO): phospholipid binding; protein binding
Source: RefSeq, a predicted model, not a curated record
ACCACAGGGCGCACAGCUGGUCAGCCGUCCCGGAGCCGGAGGGAUGGCAGAGGGCAAGGCGGGCGGUGCGGCAGGCCUUUUCGCCAAGCAGGUGCAGAAGAAGUUCAGCAGGGCCCAGGAGAAGGUACUGCAAAAAUUGGGGAAAACCGUAGAAACCAAAGAUGAACGAUUUGAACAAAGUGCUGGUAACUUCUACCAACAACAGUCAGAAGGCCACAAGCUGUACAAGGACUUGAAGAACUUCCUUAGUGCAGUCAAAGUAAUACACGAAAGUUCCAAGAGAAUGUCAGAGACACUGCAGGAGAUCUAUAGCAGCGAGUGGGAUGGGCACGAGGAGCUGAAGGCCAUCAUAGGGAAUAAUGAUCUCCUUUGGGAAGACUAUGAAGAGAAAUUGGCUGACCAGGCUUUGAGGACCAUGGAAAACUAUGUAGCUCAGUUCAGUGAGAUUAAGGAGAGAAUUGCCAAGCGGGGUCGGAAACUUGUGGACUAUGACAGUGCCCGACACCACCUGGAGGCAGUGCAGAACGCUAAGAAGAAAGAUGAGGCCAAGAUUGCCAAGGCAGAGGAAGAGUUCAACAAAGCCCAGCUUGUAUUUGAAGAUCUGAACCAGGAGCUGUUGGAGGAACUGCCUGUUCUCUAUAACAGUCGUAUUGGCUGUUACGUGACAGUCUUCCAAAAUAUUUCCAACUUGAAGGAUGUCUUCUACAGAGAGAUGAGCAAGCUCAACCAUAGUCUCUACGAGGUGAUGAGUAAACUGGAGAAGCAGCAUUCCAACAAAGUCUUUGUGGUGAAGGGAAUGCAAAGCAGCAGCAGGCGCUCUUUAGUCAUCUCUUCCCCAGUUCGAACAUCAACCAGCUCCAGCGCUGUCACCUCACCUACCAGUCCCUCUGCACUUUCCCUGACGAGUGAGAGUGAAGCAGCUGAGGAAGAGCUGACACCUGGUGCAGCCCAGGGAGAAGAGUCCUUAAAAGAUGAGGGAAUGGAAGAGGAUGAGUCUGAAGCAAGCACCUCUGAGGAGGAAGAGCCUCUGCCAGCCUGCAAUGGCCCAGCCCAGUCCCAGCCCUCUCCCACCACUGAGGGUAACCACUCCCAGGAGGAAGCUCUCCCUUGCUCCCCAGCUCCUUCACCAGAUGGAGCUCUGACCCCUUCAGAGCAGGCUUCCUCCCUCCCAGAAGUAACCCUCCGAACUCGUGCCUCCAGUGAAGGAUCCGAACAGCCAAAGAGAGCCUCUGUGCAGAGGACCUCAGUGCCCCCCAGUCGGCCUCCUCCUCCCAAAGCCCCUCCAAGCCCCAAGGCCCUCUUGGAGCCUGGGACCCCAAGUCCUGGGGCCUCCUUAGACGCAGGUUCUGAUCCAGAGCCACCAGAGAAGCCACUGAGGUCUCCUGAGGCCAGAGAAAAGGAAGACACCUCUGAACAGAACCCAGAAGAACUUUGCACUUCCUCCAACUUGCAUGCUUCUCAGGGUUUUGCAGAGCCUGGAGAUUCAAAGAAGAUGGAAGAGGAAGAGAGCAAUAAGCUUGUCUCAGCUGACUNUCUCGUUGUAGGGUCACAGUGAUCAGCUUCAUGUCUCUGUAGUUCCAGGACAAAACAGUGUCAUAACACCUGAGCCUCCAGAAGAGGUUUCCGCAGAUCAGAAUGUACAACUCUGAAGAGAAACUGGCAAGACCUCCUCUACACACAUCUCCCAGAGAAGCUUCCCAGCCAGAGGGGAUAGGUCCAAGGGGCACAGAAUCAGCAUCCCCAUGUGGCUUCUCAGGGGGUACGCAUGCUGGUAGUCCCUAAAGACCUGGCAUUAAUGGUAGCUGAGGAGCAGUCUUAUGGGAGGGAUGGAGGGAGGCAGGCUUGGAAAGGAUGAUUAGACUCAGGGAAUAUUUUAAUUCAUGUUUUAGCAUUAUCAGAAAAAUGAAACUUUGUAUAAUAAAAUGUAUCAUAAAGACUGUAAAAAGCCAAGGUACCUGUAGACACAAACACUUGUCUACAUAGACACAAAGCCACACAUACUCAGAAGAUUGUGAACAAACAGGCUUUGACUUACCACUCACUUUGCAAGGCUGAAAGGCCAAAGAACAAAUAUUCAGAUUGUUAAAUAAAGUAUGGUUUUGACUA